UGCUUGCGAUCAGUCGGAGAGUAUGUGCGCUGCAUAGAGGAUGAGCGGUCAGCGCUGCUGGGAAGCAGGUGAGUGUGGCUUUACCAGGCACAUUGGUGGGCGAGUCUCUGCGUGCAAAAGGCGGAGCUCAAUUGAUGGCUCCUGUAGAGCAGCGCUGAACCCACAGAUGCCUCGUUGCGAUUUAAAGUUCCUGCUUCUGUUGGGAGAACUGGCCUGUCUGCAACAGGCGGCUGGACAGAAACAGACAGUGGGAGCUGCUAUACAAGUCAAGCAUUGCCCAACUGAGGACAGGGGAGAGCUGCUCAUAAUUGGGAGCGGAGAAAGGGCAGGGGACGAUGUGUUCAUUUGUGACCUGGCAGUUUGGAGCUGACUGCCUGUUGGGGGAUCUUUUCCCUGGGAAGCUGCUCUUUGCCUGGAGGGUGGGAGCGUAGGAGGCGCUGAGAUCUAAUCCGUAGAAUUUAGUCUCCCAUCCAGAUCCCAUUGCAGCCAAUACUUCUAAUUUCUCUGGGGUCGGUUUCUUCGCAGCGGCUGUUUCUCGCGGCGGCUCCAUGCACGAUUUUGGCUGAAACCAUGUCUGCUGGUCUGGGACUGGCGAUCAGCGAUGGCCCGGUGCUGGCCCGGUACUAUCCUGUUCUCUUCUAAGGCUCCACGGAAACUUGUGUUCCUUUUCACCUUGUCCCUCUCUGUCACUUACCUCUUCUACAGCCUCCUCAACUGCUACAGCUCCUUACAGUUCCCGCUGCAGGACGCCAGCGACUUCUUGCAACCAGAAGCUGCAAUCAGCCCUACGGGCACCAUCCGUUCCGCCUCCCUCAAGCCCGACACUAUCAGUCGCUCUGUCCCUUCUCAACCUGCACCCAGGAGCAGCCAACCAUCCCCUGGCAGGACAGCACAAGGGAAGAGUGCGAGCAGGAACAGGAGCAGUGGGAGCAGGAGCAGCAGCAGGAGGGCUCCCCAGAUUAACACAAGCAGGACAAAUAACAGCACUAAGCAGCUGUCCCCUGAGCAGCCUGGUAGGAUUGGUGUCAGUAGCACAAAGGAGAGACAGAGAUCGCUUUUAGAAAGUAAUUUGGAAAUCAGCACUGCUGGAGCCACCAGCUCUCAGUCCAUAAAUGUGAAGUCCCCUCACGUACCCCCUGCUACACCAACAGACAACCCCAGCGCCUCUUCUUUACAAUCUCACCCAGGUUUCCACAGUGCCAACUCCAACUGGGACCCCCUUUCCGGAUUUCCCUCAAAUCUGAGCGCUGGAGAUUCCGAUGCCGACAUUCCAGUUACUGUAAAAGUCGUCGCAGAGGAGCGCUCGGUGCAAUCAGGCGCUGGAAAUCGCCUUCGCUCCUCAGUAGAGAAAUCCAGCACCUCUGACAGGAUCCCUGUGAACUCUGAGAAAUCCAGCACCCUGGACAGCGACCCUAUUCACGCUGCACGAAUUGAGAUCAGCACCGUGGACAGCGACCCUAUUCAUUCUGCAGGGGAGAAAGUCAGCAGGGCAGACGGUGCAGCGGAGAAACGCGCGACUUUUAUUUUCCUCGCACAGACAACCAGCACUUCGGAGAGUGUCACCGAUCAGCUGGAAAUCAGUGGGAUCCCCUCUCACCCCCCAGCGCAGGAUUUAGAGACGUUGAAAGCCGGGUCUCAUCUCAGGAGUAGCAUCUCAGGCCAAAAAAGUAGCAUUCUGGAUGGAGACCUUAUACCCAAAAAGCCAACGAAAGUCAACAUUUCAGGUAAGGGCCCUCUAUACCCCAUUGGAACAGAAACAUCCUCAGAAGGGAAUCACACCAUUCCUACCCCUCAAACAUCAGGCACAUGGGAUAGAAUUACAAAUUCAUCCAGGAGAACCAGCUACGACUUCACUGUCCAAUCCAGGGCUUUCCCUGCUGGUUCAUUUGAUACAAAAUUACUGAAUUCUGUAUCCAGUACUUCUUCAGUCUUAUUGAGUCCAAGCGCAGUGCGAAACACUUCUGGGUACAAUCCAUUUCCCAGAGAGUCUGGCAAACCCGAAAGUGCCCCAUUGCCCAUUACAGAGACAAUAUAUGACAAAGCUUCACACUACAAACAAAAGGAUUCCACUGAAACUUGGGAAACAGCAUCUAGUUCAGCGGAGACCUUAAUAUCCCCUGAUCUUGAGGGGGAUGAGGCUUACAAGUCCAUGCGAAGUCUUUCCUACUGGGACAGAACUCCAUUGGCAGCUACAGAAAUGAUCCCCGAAUCUCACACUGGGGCUUUGGAGAAGGACACUCAGGAAUCCAGCACAGCAGAGGAAGAACUCAACCGCAGAUUCCCCGUCAAUUGCACCCCUGAGUAUGGGGAGAAGAAAUUGCCCCAAGCAAUCAUUAUAGGGGUGAAAAAAGGGGGCACCCGGGCUUUACUUGAAGCUCUCCGAGCUCAUCCAGACGUCAGGGCAGUAGGGGUCGAGCCCCAUUUCUUUGAUAGGAACUAUGAGAAAGGAUUGGAGUGGUAUCGAGAUUUGAUGCCACGGACAAUAGAUGGACAAAUAACAAUGGAAAAAACUCCAAGCUACUUUGUUACUAAUGAGGCACCACAGCGCAUCCACUCCAUGGCCAAAGACACAAAACUGAUCGUCGUGGUUAGAAAUCCGGUUACACGUGCCAUAUCUGACUACACACAAACGCUAUCUAAGAAACCAGAGAUUCCAACCUUUGAGGUCCUUGCCUUCAAAAACAGGACCUUGGGACUCAUUGAUGCAUCUUGGAGUGCUCUAAGGAUUGGAAUAUAUGCCCUGCACCUGGAAAGCUGGAUGCAGUACUUUCCUCUUUCCCAAAUUCUUUUUGUCAGUGGAGAACGUCUCAUCAGCAACCCAGCCGAGGAGCUGGCGAAAGUGCAAGAUUUCUUGGGUCUUAGAAGAAUUAUAACAGAAAAAUAUUUCUAUUUCAAUAAAACCAAAGGCUUCCCUUGUUUGAAGAAGCCUGAGGAUACAGGUGCUCCUAGGUGCCUGGGGAAGUCUAAAGGUCGAACUCAUCCUAAAAUUGACCCAGAUGUCAUUCAGCGCCUAAGGAAGUUUUACAAACCUUUCAAUUCUAUGUUUUACCAAAUGACAGGGGAGGAUUUUCAGUGGGAGAAGGAUGAGCUUGAAAGCUGGACCAGUGGAUAA
Molecule: messenger RNA, 3112 nt
Organism: Xenopus laevis (African clawed frog)
Lineage: Eukaryota; Metazoa; Chordata; Amphibia; Anura; Pipidae
Exons: 2
Coding region: 602-3112 (836 amino acids)
Source: RefSeq, a predicted model, not a curated record